Molecule: messenger RNA, 5278 nt
Organism: Sciurus carolinensis (gray squirrel)
Lineage: Eukaryota; Metazoa; Chordata; Mammalia; Rodentia; Sciuridae
Gene: Iqsec1
Product: IQ motif and Sec7 domain ArfGEF 1
Exons: 14
Coding region: 483-3776 (1097 amino acids)
Biological process (GO): regulation of ARF protein signal transduction; actin cytoskeleton organization
Molecular function (GO): guanyl-nucleotide exchange factor activity; protein binding
Source: RefSeq, a predicted model, not a curated record
GGAUCCCGCCGAACGUGAGCGUAACCGGUCCGGCCCGGGGAGGCCGGCGUCGGUCUCUGUCUCAACUCUUCCCCUGGGACGUCCCUGUCCCGGCCACUCCAGGACAGGCAGGUGCCCGCCCAGCCCUGGGACCCGGCCGGGAAAACAGACUCUCAGAGCUGCCGCCCACCCUCGGGCGCCCCCGGCAUGGCGGGCCGGGGACCCCCAGAGCGCAGCCCAGCCCCAGCCUGCCCCGGGGACCCCACGGCAGCCCCCAGAAGCACCGGCCGCCAGAGCCCGCGGGACCCCGCGCCUGGCGGGGCCCGAGCGUGAGGCCGCUUUGUGUGGCGCUCUUUGUAUUGGAGGCGGGGACUGUGCCGCCCGCGGGGCCGGGCCAGGCCGUGUGAGCCGGUCGCCCUGGUGGCCCGUCCUCCCUCCCGCCGGCCCCGUGUCUCUGCGGAGGCGCCUCGGCCGUGCGUCCGGCUGGAGACCCAGAAGUGACCAUGCUCAAGUUCAAAGCCUUCUGCCUGGAGUACGGGCAGAUCCUGUGCCUGCAGCCGCUGCACGGGGCCUACAAAAGCGUCGAGGGCGAGGCCCCCAGCAGCGAGAGCGGCACGCCGCUGGACAGCCCGUCGGCCUACCACCAGGGCGCGCUAGUGCCCGGCCCCGGCCUCGGCGCGGACCAGUACGAGCAGGCGGCCGGCGCCUAUGGGCCCUACGCGGGGCCGCCGCGCACGCGCAGGCCCCGGCUGCAGCACUCGACGUCCAUCCUGCGCAAGCAGGCCGAGGAGGACGCCAUCAAGCGCUCGCGCUCGCUCUCCGAGAGCUAUGAGCUCUCCUCCGACCUGCAGGACAAGCAGGUGGAGAUGCUAGAACGCAAGUAUGGGGGGCGCCUGGUGACCCGCCAUGCGGCCCGCACCAUCCAGACGGCGUUCCGCCAGUACCAGAUGAACAAGAACUUCGAGCGCCUGCGCAGCUCCAUGUCCGAGAACCGCAUGUCGCGCCGCAUCGUGCUGUCCAACAUGAGGAUGCAGUUCUCCUUCGAGGGGCCCGAGAAGGUGCACAGCUCCUACUUCGAGGGCAAGCAGGUCUCGGUGACCAACGACGGCGCCCCGCUGGGCGCCCUGGUGCCCCCCGAGUGCGCCGAGCUGGGGGAGCCGCCGGCCACGCUCAAGUCCCCGGCGCCGUCCAGCGACUUCGCGGACGCCAUCACGGAGCUGGAGGACGCCUUCUCGCGGCAGGUGAAGUCGCUGGCCGAGUCCAUCGACGACGCGCUCAACUGCCGCAGCCUGCACGCCGAGGAGGCGCCCGAGCGCGCCCGCGCCCGCGACGCCGAGCCGCAGCCCGCGCUGCGCACCGAGCGGCACCCGCUGGACGAGAUGACGGCCUCCUACAGCGACGUGACGCUCUACAUCGACGAGGAGGAGCUGUCGCCGCCCCUGCCGCGGGCGCAGGCCGCCGAGCGCGCCCCCGGCGCCGCCCCCGACUACUGGGCGCUGGCCCCCAAGGACGACAAGGCGGACACGGACACCAGCUGCCGCAGCACGCCCUCGCUGGAGCGGCCCGAGCCGCGGCUGCGCGCCGAGCACCUGCCGCUGCUCACCAUCGAGCCGCCCAGCGACAGCUCGGUGGACCUCAGCGACCGCUCGGACCGCGGCUCGCUCAAGCGGCAGGGCGCCUACGAGCGCGGCCCCGGCCCGCAGGGCAGCCCCAAGCACGCGCCCCACGUCCCCAAGGGCCUGGCGCGCGACGAGCCCGAGCUGCGGCCCCGGCCGCCCCGGGCCCUGGAGGGUCACCUGGCCAUCAACGGCUCGGCCAACCGGCAGAGCCGCUCGGAGUCCGACUACUCGGACGGCGACAACGACAGCGUCAACAGCACGUCCAACUCCAACGACACCAUCAACUGCAGCUCCGAGUCCUCGUCGCGCGACAGCCUGCGGGAGCAGACGCUCAGCAAGCAGACCUACCACAAGGAGACGCGCAACAGCUGGGACUCGCCCGCCUUCAGCAACGACGUCAUCCGCAAGCGGCACUACCGCAUCGGCCUCAACCUCUUCAACAAGAAGCCUGAGAAGGGCGUCCAGUACCUCAUCGAGCGCGGCUUCGUGCCCGACACCCCGGUGGGCGUGGCCCACUUCCUGCUGCAGCGCAAGGGCCUCAGCCGCCAGAUGAUCGGCGAGUUCCUGGGCAACCGGCAGAAGCAGUUCAACCGCGACGUGCUCGACUGCGUGGUGGACGAGAUGGACUUCUCCGCCAUGGAGCUGGACGAGGCCCUCAGGAAGUUCCAGGCGCACAUCCGGGUCCAGGGGGAGGCGCAGAAAGUGGAGCGGCUCAUCGAGGCGUUCAGCCAGCGGUACUGCAUCUGCAACCCCGGGGUGGUGCGCCAGUUCCGGAACCCCGACACCAUCUUCAUCCUGGCCUUCGCCAUCAUCCUGCUCAACACCGACAUGUACAGCCCCAGCGUCAAGCCCGAGCGCAAGAUGAAGCUGGAGGACUUCGUCAAGAACCUCCGAGGCGUGGACGACGGCGAGGACAUCCCCCGGGAGAUGCUCAUCGGGAUCUACGAGCGCAUCCGGAAGCGCGAGCUGAAGACCAACGAGGACCACGUGUCCCAGGUGCAGAAGGUGGAGAAGCUCAUCGUGGGGAAGAAGCCAAUUGGAUCCCUACAUCACGGGCUUGGCUGUGUGCUGUCGCUGCCCCAUCGGCGGCUGGUCUGCUACUGCCGGCUCUUCGAGGUUCCAGACCCCAAUAAGCCCCAGAAGCUGGGGCUGCACCAGAGGGAGAUCUUCCUGUUCAAUGACCUCCUGGUGGUCACCAAGAUCUUCCAGAAGAAGAAGAACUCGGUGACCUACAGCUUCCGCCAGUCCUUCUCCCUCUACGGCAUGCAGGUCCUUCUCUUCGAGAACCAGUACUACCCCAACGGCAUCCGGCUCACGUCCGCCGUCCCCGGAGCGGACAUCAAAGUGCUGAUCAACUUCAACGCCCCCAACCCUCAGGACCGCAAGAAGUUCACCGAUGACCUGCGGGAGUCCGUGGCGGAAGUGCAGGAGAUGGAGAAGCACCGGAUCGAAUCCGAGCUGGAGAAGCAGAAGGGCGUGGUGCGGCCCAGCAUGUCCCAGUGUUCCAGCCUCAAGAAGGAGCCCGGCAACGGGACGCUGAGCCGCGCCUGUCUGGACGACAGCUACGCCAGCGGCGAGGGCCUCAAGCGCAGCGCGCUCAGCAGCUCCCUGCGCGACCUCUCGGAAGCGGGGAAGCGAGGGCGCCGCAGCAGUGCAGGAUCGCUAGAGAGCAAUCUGGAAGGAUCCAUCAUUAACAGCCCUCACAUGCGCCGGAGAGCUCCAUCCGCCCGGGAGGGUCCUCGCCCACACCAGGCCAUGCCCAACUCCUCCCUGCUGGGCUCCUUAUUUGGCAGCCGGAGAGGGAAGCCCCCGCCCCAGGCCCACCCGCCCGCCGCCCCGCCCCCGCCGCACGCGGCCGGCCACCACCCCGGGCCGCCCGAGGGACCCCCACAGGCCCCGGUGCACGGCCACCACUCCCAGUACUGCCACGUGCAGCAGAACCCGCCCCCCUACCACCACCACCACCACUACCACCCGCCCCCGCACCUCCCGCACGCCCAUCAGUACCACCACGGCCCCCACGGCGGGCACGCGCCCUACGCCGCCCACGCCCACGGCCACCCUCCGCUGCCCUCGGCCCACGCCGCGCACGCGGGGCACCAUCACGGGCAGCCCCCCGCCCCGCCCCCUCCCACCAGCAGCAAGGCCAAGCCCAGCGGCAUCAGCACAAUCGUGUAGGCAGCCUGGGCGGGGGGCGCCCCCCCAGGACCACGGCACACACUCGGGGGCACGCCCAGGGCGGCCGGCCUCAGCCCGCGCCCAGGGCCUCGGUUUCCAUCUCUCCCUCCGCCCGCCCAUCACACGCCUGGGCCCGCCUGUCACUGAACAGAGCUCCUGAUCGACACCCCGGCUCCCUCCGCCCGCACCCCCGGGGGCGGGCCUCAGCCUCCCUCAGCCCAGAGCAGGGCGUGGCCCGUAGGCGCGGCCCCUCCCACCAGCCCCGGCGCUCGGCCCCUCGAUGCGCACGCACACCGACACCCAGCCUAGGAAAGAAGAGGUGGGCUUCCCAGGCAGACCAAGCAGGACAGACCCCCAUGGCUGCAUUACAUUGCUCUGUUAUUGACAAGGGGCAAAUUAUUAAGUAGACCUGAUAUGGUUGACGAAAAUACGUAAGUAAACGUUAUAUAAUAUAAAUAUAUAAAUAUAUAAAUAUAUACAUAUCUCUGCACUGUCUAGGUAGUGUCUGUGUGUGAAAGCAGCGGUCAGCCCAGUUAGCAGCCCCGCCUCACGGCCCCUCCGCCCCCUGCUAGGAAGACCGCCCUAGGCGAGCGUGAGAAAGUAGACCCCAGCCCCGUAGAGCAAGUUCAGAGCCUAUUUUGCUACAGAGAAGACAAGUCCCUCCAGGGUGGCUGAACUCUUAACACGGUCAUUACUAACUGUGCCAAGUAACCUAGCGCCUGAGCCAGGGCCGCCCUGGAUAAGCCCGUCCCCUCUGAGCAGAGCACCCCCUAAGCCACCCUACCUGACUGCUGUUAUUUCAGCUAAGAACUAGACCCGCAGGCAGUCCCCUCUCGCGGCGACGCGGGACAGCUAGUGAGGAGCUGGGUGUCGGGCCUGGGUGCCCCAGACCCUCAGGCACUUUGUCACCGGCCGCAGUGACUGUGAACUUGAGUGCCCCGCCCCCUCUUAUCCUGUGCACACGGUCAAGUUAAAGCCCAUUCCCAGGACCCCGGGGCAGAGGGCUCCUUCCUCUGCCCGACCCCGACCCCAGCAGGCAGGAGCCCCGCUCCUGGAGGUGACCGAGCGCUAGCCGCGGGCGGUGUGUGUGUCCCCGUGUUGUGUUCUGAGUGGACGCAGUGAUCAUUGUGGUUCCGUGUGCUCACCGACCCGUGUCAUCACCGCGGCCGCCAGUGCGGCCCUCGCCGCGGAAGCCCCGCUGCUGCCUGCUCAUGGCCCCGCCAGCUGCCGGGCAUCACGUGACUCCGCUCCCUCGUGUCGCUUCUGUGUUGUGGUGGCACCAUGCGCUCCCACCCCCGGGGCCAGACGCUGCCCGCGCCCGGGUCUGCGCCCGCGUCACCCACGGCCGCCCUUUCCAGUUUCAGCCUCUCGAGCCUCUGCCCGUGCUGUGCUCCUAAGCCGGGGGACCCCAGGACUGCUUGGCCCUGCCAGCAAGGGCGAAGCUGCCACCCCCUCCGCCGGCCGCGGGCGCUGCGUCUAGGGACAGCGCGGCAGCAGGGGAC